UAUUUUCUUUUGUAAGUCAAAACAGGGAAAAAAAUAAGUAGGUUUUGGAAUAUUUACGAUAAAGCUUAACUGUUUGCAUCAAUUUAUCUAUAUAUGUUUCUUUUUAAAAGGGGUCAAAAAAGUGGGUGGACCUAGGUAGCUAAUUAGACAGUGUUUUAGUGUUAUGCAGAUGAAAUUAACUUUUCUGAUGAUGAAAAAUGAAGGGGGUCGAUAAUUCACCAGCUAAUCGUGAAGGGAUGACAAACAAACCAAUAAUAACAUGUGCUGGAGAUUGGAACUUAUUCUGUACUCUCGAAGCGCCAUUAGUGGCUGCGAUUCCUCAAGAUUCGUGUGAAUGGCGAAGGUCUUACGGUCGAAUCACUAAGUUUGUUUAUUUAGAAGCAUCCUUUGUAAAAUUUAAUAAGGACAAAAAUCAAUCUGAGUUAAAUCUUCUGAAGCGACCAAUAUUCCACGUUUAUUGGACAGACUGUGUGGACAUAGAGUAUUAUAAAACAACACUCCGAGAAGACAUAGAAGGAUGGCUCAAAUAUUUAGAGAAAAACAAUAUAACAGACUGGAUGAUAGUUUUAGUAGAGACUUACGAUAUAAGAAAAACAAACAAAUUAUUGCCAAGGACUACUGUAUUAGAUAAAAUAAAGGGUGAUUUUUCAGUUAAACAAACUGAGGAUAGAUUUAUUUCAGUUAUUAAUCCAAUAAAGUCUGAAGCAAGAAGUGCUGAGUCAUGGAGAGCAUUGGUAGCAAAAGUGAGGCAUUUUGUUCUUGUAGCAUAUAAUAAGGCACUCAUUAAGUUUGAGGAGCACAUGAGAGAACAGAGAGAGAAAAGAAAUGAUCCAGAAUGGGAUUUUUGUAAAUACUUUAUUUUACAAGAGCAAUUAGCAUUUGUACUUGAAAUGCUCUGUCUCUAUGAAGAAGCUUUAGUGCAAUAUGAUGAAUUGGAUGCAUUAUUUUCGCAAUUUGUACUCAAUUCUAAUGUAGCCGAGAGUCCAAAAUGGCUCGACACAUUUAAGCAACAAGUGACAUCCUGGCAAGCAGUAAGACUGACAGCAUUAGUACCACAGAAUUUAAGGGAAUUAAUUAUUAAGAAAAAGGCAUCUCUAUUAGACUUUAGAAGUUAUUUAUUCCAACGACAAAGUGCCAUGUUACUACUUACAUUUAAGCCAUGGGAGAUCGCGUCCCGUUGUCUAACAACAGUCCACAACACGCUGGUGGAGCUGUCCCUGCUGGGCGCGCAGGCGGUGGAGGGCGCGGCUGCGUGCUGGGCGCACUUGGCCUGCGUGGAGACGCUGCGUGCGUGCGAGCGAUUGUCCUCCACCAACACAGCGCUGGAGGCUUGCACCGCUAUGCAUGCGCCCUUGCUGCAUAACGCUAAGGAUAAGCUGCACGAGCUCGGUAAACUCUGUGGCUUAUUGCCGGGUUCGUCAGACCCAACGUCCGAGCAACUGCAUUUGGUGGUGAUGUUGUCCGCUGGCAUGGGAGACAGCGAGCCCAACAACCAGCAGAGUCCGACAGAUAGAUUGAAGGAGGCAUUGUGCAGUAAGAAUAGCUUCCAUCAGUACUACUUAGAGUUGGCCGAGCUCGCAAUGGGAACAUACAAGCAUAUUGGAAGGUUAAGGUUCGCGCGGCACAUCGGGCGCGACCUGGCGGCGUUCUACUCGGAGCUGGGCGAGUCGGGCAAGGCCGUGGUGUUCCUGACGGACGCGCUGCGCUCGUACGAGGAGCAGGGCUGGCGGGACCUGGCCGCGCACACGCGCCUCGAGCUCGUGGCCGCCGCGCUCCACAUGCGGGACGUCGACAGGUACACUAAGCUCUCUGCUAGAAUAGCUAGUACAGCCGAAUUGGAGAUUCUAGUCAGGAAUUUUUAUUUCGAAGAAAUGAUGAAAUCGCUCAGAGAUAAUCUCGCGGACAAAAAGGAAACAGUACUGACCGAGCUCAAUGACUGCUUUCAAAUAGUCUCCGCAACGUUACUGCCGUCCGAACGUGAUGUUUACAUCACGGAUAAUAAAAUACAAUGCCGUUUCGUGGUCGAGAGUUAUAUGCCCAAAGAUGUAAAUUGUACACGGGCGGCUAUCAGCGUAGAAGUAUAUCAAGACAAACAGACGGAAAAGAGGACGCCCGUGAAGAAUAAUAAGACUGAUUUAAGUGUUAGUGUAGGUUCACAGUCCAACUCCCCGCGGAGAUCGACGCCGGAUGAUACUUCUGAGAAUGAAUCGAAUAAUUUAAUUACUAGUAUAAGACUAGAUGAUUUAAAACCUAAAAAUCCGUUAUUAAAUCCAAUGAAUAUAACGUCUAAGCUACAUUAUAAAGAGGAUAAAACCCUCCAAAAAGCGACGGUAGAAUGUCAAAACCCUAAAGUCACUCUGAAGCGAUCUGACAGCAGCAAAUAUAGAAAACCAUCCGCUACGGUGAGAAAUAAUUACAAAACGUGCUUCUCUGCCGACGAUAUUAUAAUAAAACCAGGGUUAAAUGAUAUAACCGUUGAAUAUAUAGCCAAACAGUGCGGUAAAUUCAAAUUGGGACAAAUUUCGUUGGUCGUAGAAGGUAAAUUGGAGUUUUUGUCUAAUGCUCUGGUGUCUAGUAAAAUGGGAUAUGAGGUGGAAACCCAAGGAGUCAGUGUGUAUUUGAAUAAAGUGGAAGCGAAGAAGGAUUUGGUAGCGGGAUUGGAACAGGAGAUGGAGCUGGUGGUGAACAGUGGGAGUUCGAAGAUUGAGGAGAAUGCGAAAAUCGAAUUGCGAACUUCGACUGGCCUUCAUAUGCGUUUCGUGGACGACCAAUCAGCGAUGACCCGUGAACUGUCUAUUCCUAUUGACGCGAUUGGACCGUUCCAAACGACUAAAAUACAGCUGCGCCUCUUUGCGAUCUUACAACCAAAGAGGGAGAAAAAUAUUGAACAUACAGUGUGGCUGACCUGUCCAUGGUGGGAGUCAGCUACAGAGGUGCCGCUGCACUUCGUGCCGCCCAUGUCUGCGUCCUGGCGUCUGCUGACUUCCAACACCAGGAAGCUGGUGCACAUCACGCUGAAGUCCACAGUUGCUCAUCCGCUGCAAUUCCUACUCACCGACCCCAGCUUGGACUGUGAUGCCAAUACCAAUGUGUCCGAUUUGAACCCGAAAAACGCUGGGGAUCUGGUUGUUGCUUCAGAUGGUACAACUGCAUCAUUCAUGUGGGAGUUGCUCAAGGACCCGCUUGUGAAAGCUGGGCCGAUGAAAGCCACAUUUUCAGUGAACUAUCGCCUGAAAUCGGCCAAAGAAGAAACUUCUAGAAGAUUCUCUUGUCCGUUUGACAUUCAGGAUUACACAACGCUGUUCGUUAUUAGGACGAAAUUGGAGCCGGGGAAAGGUUCGGACUUUUGCAGGGCGUCGCAAGUUUGCUGUUUGCAGUUGAAUGUACAAAGGGUAAAUGAAACGGAACACACCUCCUUGAUGUAUGAAGUGCUAGCUGAUCAAACUAUGUGGGCGGUACUCGGGCGUACUGCAGGCGUGAUAACGAUGGAAUCCAACUCCACGGAGGGUCAGUGCGUGUCGCUGGACGUGAUGCCGCUGGGCGCCGGCUACCUGCCGCUGCCCGCCGUCAGGCUGUCCAAGUACAUCGCCGCCAACACACGAGAUCCAAAGAAAGAUAUAUCAGCUCACCCAAGAUUAGAACCCUUUAGUCCAGGACAAGUAUACCACGCGGGCAAGGCCAAGCAGAUCCACGUGCUGCCGCCAGCUCCUAAAGAACACGUGGAUAUUACCGUUUGAAUUGUCGAAUGUAUGUACAUUGUAUUUCCAAUGUUAAUAGAAAUACUUGUAAUUCUGUAAAAGGGCAUGGUGCUAGAGCUUUGUCUCCGCAAA
This is a messenger RNA of Vanessa atalanta (red admiral), 3830 nucleotides long. It is a transcript of the gene SIDL, whose product is annotated as trafficking protein particle complex subunit 10. NCBI's taxonomy places the organism in Eukaryota, Metazoa, Arthropoda, Insecta, Lepidoptera, Nymphalidae. The transcript is spliced from 15 exons. Gene Ontology annotation, cellular component: TRAPPII protein complex. Bases 198 to 3737 code for a protein of 1179 amino acids. The record is from RefSeq and is a predicted model, not a curated record. Gene Ontology annotation, biological process: intra-Golgi vesicle-mediated transport; early endosome to Golgi transport.